GCUGCGCGGCCGCCUCCCUCUCGGCCCGGCGCGGGGCGGCGCCGCGGCCUCGCUGCUGCUGGCGCUCGUGGCGCUGGCGGUGCGCGCCGCCGCGCGCCGCGCGCCGCCGCAGCCGGCCCCCAUCGCGCUCUCGCUGGCGAUGCGGAUGCUGCGGGAGCAGCGCGUGCAGGAGCUCGUCUAUACCCACGGCGGCGAGCUGCUCCUGCGGCUGAAGGACAGGCUCGACGCCGCGGGCCAGGCGCUGCCCUGCCGGGGGCACGGAGACGGACUGCGGUACUCCACCUUGCUGGUGCCGGGCAGCGACGCGGCCGUCUUCGCGGUCGCGGACGCCGCCGCAGUGCCGAGCGUCAGCUACGCCCCGCCGAACAAGGGCAGGGCGCUAGCCACCUCCGUCCUGGUGCCCGCGGUGUUCCUGCUGGUCUGGUACGCUGCGGUCAGGUCUCUCUUGUCCAAGGACGAGAAGUUUGCGAACCCGCGUGCGACGCGACGGCCCACGGAGUCAGUGGGCUUCGCGGACGUGGUGAGCCGUUGCAAGGUGGAGCUGGCAGAGAUCGUGGACUACCUCAACCGCCCGGAGCGGUUCAAGGAGGCGGGCGCCCGCAUGCCGCGCGGCGCCCUGCUGGUGGGCCCCAGCGGCACGGGAAAGACGCUGCUGGCGCGCGCGGUUGCCGGCGAGGCACGCUGCUCAUUCUUGAGCGCCUCAGCCGCUGAGUUCAUCGAGGUCUACGUCGGCCGCGGCGCGGGCCGCAUCCGCGACCUCUUCCAGCAGGCCCGGGACGCGGCGCCCGCCGUGCUCUUCCUCGACGAGCUCGACGCUCUGGGACGGCGCCCGGGCGGCGCCGACGCCAAGAGGGGCCUCCACGAGGAGUACGUGCAGACGCUGAACCAGCUGCUCACGGAGCUCGAUGGCUUCCAUGGCCGCGGCGACGGCGUGGUCGUGCUGGCCGCGACGAACCGCCACGAGGCGCUGGACCCGGCGCUGCUGCGCCCCGGGCGGUUCGACCGCCACGUGUUCGUGGAGCUGCCGGACGAGGAGGAGAGGCUCCAGAUCCUGCGGCUCUACAGCUCCAGGGCGCCGAUGGCCGCGGACCCGCCGGCGGGGGUCCUGGAGGCCAUGGCCGCGGGCGCGGAGGGUUUCAGCGGCGCGGAGCUCGCUAACGUCGUCAACGAGGCCGUCUUCCUGGCGCUGCGCGCGAGCCGGUCCUCCGUGGCCGAGCAGGACCUGCGUGGCGCCCUCUGCCGUGCGCUCGAGGCCCGCGCGCGGGCGGCCCGGGCGGCGAGCGAGCCCGCCGAGGCGGGCCUCACGCAGGGCCUGCUGAGGAGGCUGUCGUCGGCGGCGGUCGCGGCGCGCUGA
Prorocentrum cordatum is the source of this 1354-nucleotide messenger RNA. Lineage: Eukaryota; Dinophyceae; Prorocentrales; Prorocentraceae. The record is from the annotation of a GenBank genome assembly.